GGCUGGGCUGCGCGCUCUCCGCCCUCCUCCGUCGCCCCCCCCCCGGACUCCGCGGCGGCGGGCGCAGCAUCCUUGGCGGGCAGAGCCCUCCGCCUCUCGCCGCGCGAUGCACCGGGGAAGGCAGGAUGAAGUGGAGCUGGAGAAAAGUGUUCGUCGACUGCGAGAGAAAUUUUAUGGGAAGGUGAGCAUCAAAACGGCUACGGUGCUGAUGAGGCAGUUCUGCAACAAUCAUAAGGUCGCUUGUAGUCGCAUCAUUCUCUGCAAAAAUGAGCUGGAAGAUACGGACCCAGAAGAUGGAGAGAGUCUCAAUGAUGAUCCUGUGGCUUUGAGAGUGGUGGAUAAACUGGAACAAGAAGAGGAGCAGAAGAAACAGAAACGAAGUGACAAGUGUGAUGAGAAAAUAAAGGAGGUUGCUCAGCAGCUGAAGUGCUUGCCUCUGACCCAAAAGAACCUGCGCAUGUUUGACAAUGCCGAAAAGAACCGCAUCCCACCUGAAGACCGUCAGUUUUCUUGCCAGCCCUGUGACAGUAUGUGGUGGCGUCGAGUCCCAAAGAGAAAACAGGUGUCCCGCUGUCGCCUGUGUAGGAACAGCUAUGACCCAGUGCCUGAAGACAAAAUGUGGGGCACAGCAGAGUUCACUUGCCCCUCGUGUGGACACACCUUCAGAGGUUCGGCCCAGAUGGGGAUCCCAUCUCCCUGCUACCGUUGCCACAGUCCUGUUCUCCCGAGUUUUAUCAUCCCACCUCGCAAGAACCUGGGGCCAAGAGGCAGACAGCAGCAUUCGUGUUUUGCAGAGGAUUGCUACAACCGAAGAGGUGGGGCUGAAUGUGCAAUGAAUAAGCAUUGUGCCAUGGGGUGUCCCUUCCCUGAGCCCCAUAUACCAGGAACUCACUGUGUGCAUCCCCGAAGCCGCAUCAAGAACAACCUGCCCAAAGUCCUCUACCCCAGCCAAGAGCAUGAUAGUACCGGCUCCACGGUGGCCACCUGCUUAAGUCAAGGCAGCUUGGCAUUCUGCGACCUCGAUGAGCUCAUCCUGGAAGACCUGAAGGAAGAGGAGGCUGGCGAGAGCAGCAAUUAACCCCCUGGAUGUCCGGAGCAGGAAUGGAUGGGAGACGAAUGCCAGGUUGCAAACUAGUGAGCAUGGCUGGGAAGGGGGUCUUUUUUCUUCUUCAAGCCGAACAAUUCUAAUGAUGCACAUGAAUUCCCCAUUGAUCGUUUCUGGGCUUCUCUUUGGCUCUGCACUUCAUCUUAUCUUCUCAGUGUGGCUUUUCUUUGCUUUUGCUGUCAGUCUUAUUUCUUUUCUGGAGAGCUCAUCUUCUAGAUGUAUCUUAGCCAUAGAUUUAAACUGGUUUUAAUAGUCAUAUUCUCUCCUCAAUUCUCACCACCCUCACCCACUACAAUUCCUAGGGUCCUUUGGGAAAACUAGUAAAGAAAGCUAGUACUGUGUGGAUGUGUUCCAUCUUAUGUCCAAUCAGCCCUCCUUGACACCUCCCAUUGGAGCCAGUUGUCUGUGGAACUUGACGAUGUCCUAACUUCCAGUGGUUGAACUGACCUUAAAAGAACUAAGAGGCUUUUCAAAGGUAACGCUUCUGUCCUGUUCAUCAUGAUCUUUUACCAGCUCUUUGAACUUUCGUAUGCAGUUGGCAUGAGAAGAUCAUGUUUGUGUGUUCUGGUGGGAAAACUGCUACUGGGCUUGCCAGUAGUUUCCAUUAGCUCAGAGGUGGUUAACCUGUAGCACUAUUGUCCCAUCAGCUCCAGCAACAUUGAAAAUAACCAUGGCUGAUGGGAGUUGUAGUUCAGCAAUAUCUCAGAAUGAGGUCCCCAUUCCUGUAUCAGGUGGAGUCAUGCUUAGAAAGAAUGCAUGUUGCUUCAAGCUCUAGGAAAACUCUCCAAACCCAGCAAGACGUGGAGGAGGCGGCAGCGGCCUUUUUAUUAUGUUUAGGAUCUAAAGUGUAGGUGGCUGAGACUGAAAAUCUCCAUACUGUACUAGUAAGGUGUCUUUCCUCAGGGAGGUUGCAGAAAGAAUGGGAACCUUUUAAGCAAUGCUCUCUGCCUCCUAGAGCUUGUGUGGCUAGAAAUAAAAAGAGUCAGGGAUGGAGAAGCUGGAGGAACCUUGUUGGGUAGCUGUGCUGUUAACAGUCCUGUUCAGAGAACCCAGUUCCAUUCCCACUGAGCAUGCAGAAAAGGCAGUUUUAUGUUAAUCUUUCUGAAUUGUUAUAAAAACUGUAUUGUUGUAAACCACUUUGGGAACCCCUUUUAGGGCUGAAAGGCAAUAUAGCAAUGUUUUACCAAAUAAGGUAAUCUGUGCAGGAUUUGUGAUAUUAGCAUUGAUCUUGGAAAAACAAAUCAGUACAGGGUACUGUAUCUUAAUCUCUAGUUUGAAAGGCUUCAGAUCUAUAACAUUCUGUCUCAUGUUUAUGGGCAAAUGUUUUCUAUCAUGUAUGUAGAUAUUAUUUCUUGCCCUGGUGAAUUAAAAAAUGGGUGCAAUUAAAAUUAUGUUUUCUCCCCCAA
Molecule: messenger RNA, 2511 nt
Organism: Lacerta agilis (Sand lizard)
Lineage: Eukaryota; Metazoa; Chordata; Lepidosauria; Squamata; Lacertidae
Gene: SHFL
Product: shiftless antiviral inhibitor of ribosomal frameshifting
Exons: 9
Coding region: 107-1078 (323 amino acids)
Biological process (GO): innate immune response; viral translational frameshifting
Molecular function (GO): ribosome binding; sequence-specific mRNA binding
Source: RefSeq, a predicted model, not a curated record